Messenger RNA from Saccostrea cuccullata (small rock oyster), 1353 nucleotides. RefSeq lists its product as uncharacterized. NCBI's taxonomy places the organism in Eukaryota, Metazoa, Mollusca, Bivalvia, Ostreida, Ostreidae. The record is from RefSeq and is a predicted model, not a curated record. The coding region runs from base 544 to 984 and encodes 146 amino acids. The transcript is spliced from 6 exons.
GUAUCAACCUUAUAUUAUGUCAACUUAAGCCAUUAAGUCACCCAGAUCCAUGCUGGAAAGUAAAAGUUAAUAUUUUGUAAGUUUUAUGGUCGAUAAAAUGACCUUGUCAGCGAAUACAGAUUAUCAUUUAAUCAAAUGCUGACUGACGUUUUUCAUACUAAUUGUUAGUCCAUUAUUUAUACACUGAAUUGACAACGGAUUUUCUGUUAUAUCCCGAUCACGACAAGGAGCACACGGCGGGUUUGACCGGUCAGCAGGGGAUGCUCACUUCUCCAUGGCAGGUGAUCCCACCUCAGAUGUUUCUGAGGUCCGUGUUUGCUCUGCACCUAUUUUGUAUUUUUUAUGGACUUUGAUAAUGAAUACUGUUCGUUAUCUCCAUAUCCUUCUUUUAUUCAAAUCGUUAGGCGUAAGUGUAUUUUUGGAAAAUGUCAUACAGAACAGGAAAUAACAUUGAGUGAGAACUAUGAUUUGUACUCGAACAGAAUUUUGCAUAAAUGAGGAGAUAUUGAAUAAAGAAUAGAUGAUUGAAUUUUCAAUGGAAAAAUGGAAAUACGUAAUUUUCUAAUUGCCAGCUAUUUAUUAGGGUUCGCACUCUCAAUAGAUACGACAUGGAUUAAGUCCUUCAAAAUCUGUGCAAACAACGAUCAGCGAAUGUCGACUGAGGAUGACGUUGAAGAGAAUAAUACAUGGCUGGGAAAAGCCAAAUAUGAGCUGACGUGGGGUGUCAUAACUUUGCAAAGUCUAAGAAUAGAAGAAAAUGAAACAUGUUCACUGACAGACUGUGCUUUCCAUCAAAAACAUUGCCAGUUUUGUAAGAGUCCUGUAAAACUGAAUGAGAUUAGUUCAUCUUUUGAGGAAUUGACACCAGGACAAAAAUAUAUGAUUGAAGACAGCUGGUCAAGUGAUGUGGAAGAAUUCCCUGUGCCAACUAAGCGCUUAGUGUAUAGAGGAGCUUCAAUUACAGAAUACGCUUCUUGUAAUUAGUCUUUCAAUGAUUGAUGCAAGGAAUCUGAUGGCGAGUUCAAGGUCAUUAUUUACCUUGAAGAAAACUAUAAAGAAGGUACUUCUACACAUACGUCUGUUGUACCCUCUGCUGUACCCUCUCAAGUGCACAAUGGGUAUAAAACAGUACACAAAUACUCAACUAGAUUAUUUGAUAUCCUAUUUGCUUGCAGUGUGUACUCUCUAAUAGACACUUGAGCAUUAUCACUGAUCGUUAUCUUCGAAUUUCAGCCCUUUCCUAUAAACCUAGCAUCGACGUAAAAUAUUGAACAGAGUUUUGGGGAGAGGAUGCAUGUUCCUUAAUCUUAACUGACGAUUAUCCUUGUUUAAUUUAAUCAUAUUUACAUCUUC